GUAUGCAUGUAUCCCACUGUUGUCAUUGGACAUUUUAUUUAUCAGCCUUGGCCAUCAGAAUGAAUGCAUCUGAUUGAUGGAUACCAUUGAUUGGCAUUCUGCGCGGAAAUGAAAAAGAAGAUGUGCGAAGAACGUAUCCAGUCUGUAGAUGAACGAUCUGAUCUGCCAAGAAAAAUUCUAAGUUUCCGUUACAUCUCAUUGAUGACUGGAGAAUAGAAUGGGUCGUUGGUGAAAAUUAUUCAAAUAAAGGCGUGACAAUUGAGUUGAGAAAGAUGUCGGGAUCGGAAAAUCCGUAUCGGGUUCCAACUUUCAAAGUUCCAACCUGUCGGAGCUGCAGAUCAUCACCAAAAUCAGAUUCUUUCUUUAAGCUUAAUCGAGAUAUCUUACCCAACACAAGUCAGGAACAAGUAAGAGUUAACAAGGCUUACUACCAAAAAUUCAAUAAACUACGAAAAAUGUCAACGGAAAAGAUAUCGGUUUUGUUUGUCUGCCUUGGGAACAUCUGUCGUUCGACGAUGGCUGAGGGAGUCUUCCGUUCCAUGACUUCCAAGGGCCCUUACGCAUCCUUGAUAUCUAAUGUCGACUCUUGUGGUAUGUUAAUAUUCAUCACGACUAAAGUUCCAUUCACAUAUUUUGAUACUGAUUUAUCGAUGUAGGAACUGCAGCCUAUCAUACUGGAUCUGCCCCAGAUUCCCGUACUAUGGCCACCCUUAAGGAGAAUGGAAUUAGUGACUAUAAGCAUAAGGCUCGAAAGGUAUUUUGAUACUUCCUGUAGCUUCUUGAAGCUCAUGUAUUCAUUUGUAUUCUAGGUUUCUCUCAAUGAUUUCAAGAACUUUGAUUAUAUCUUUGCCAUGGAUAGUGAGAACCUUGAAGAUCUUUCAUCCUUAGGGAGGAGAACUGAGGGUAAAGCAAAGGUUAUGUUGUUUGGAGAGUAUGCUGGAGGUUCUAAGCCCGAGGAGGUUGAUGAUCCAUAUUAUGGUGGAAAUGAUGGAUUCAAGGCUGCUUAUGAACAGUGUACGAGGUUUUCUAAGAAUUUCUUAAAGGCUACCUUUCCCGAUGUUGAGAAGUAGAGAUGUUGAUGUUAUCAAGAUAGAUAUAGAUGGUUAGAAAGAUAGAGGUCACGAUUAUAUGAAUACCCAUGAGUUAGAUCAUUCUUAGAAUCCUAUCAUCUAUUGGUGGUGGUGAUCAAAAUUGAUGUUUUGUGA
Molecule: messenger RNA, 1205 nt
Organism: Sclerotinia trifoliorum
Lineage: Eukaryota; Fungi; Ascomycota; Leotiomycetes; Helotiales; Sclerotiniaceae
Source: the annotation of a GenBank genome assembly